GAGGUCAGGCAGGAGACGGAGAAAAAGUCGAAUGAAAAAAUCUAGUUCUUGCCAAUGCCAUGAGAAUUUCGACAUGUGAAGAAGGGAGCAUCGGAUUCAUAUAAAAGAUCGGGAUGACCGUUGGAAGGUACUCAACUCUCAACGAAACAUCAACCGAUAAACAUGAAGCUGAUUCUUUCGUUAGUGAUUUGCCUUUUCGGCGCCGCUCUCAGCGCGUCCGCUCUUAAGGUGAAGCGAGACAUUCUCCCGGGUGACCCACGUUACGGAACGGAUUACCAUCACCAUCACCACGGCUCAUCAUCGGCACCAUCCAACGCAUACGGACCUCCAAACCACCAGGCUGGAGCCCCCAUCGGCGGUGGUCACCACGGUCAAUCCACACAGAGCAUCCAAGUGAGCGCUCCCUCAGCAACUUACCUGCCCGCGGCUCCCCAGCAGUACCACGCAGCUCCAUCUGCUCCAGCCCAGAAUCACUACCAUCAACCAGCUGCCCCAGCCCAGAAUCACUACCACCAGCAAGCGGCCCCUGUCCAGAGCUACCGCCAGCCUGCCCCAGCCCCUCAGGCUAGCCGCGCCUAUCUGGCCCCAGCACCCCAACGUCAGUCUCGCCCAGCACCCCAACGCCAGUCAGCCCCCGCACCUCAGCGUCAGGCUCCUCAACAGUCCAGGCAGUACCUAGCCCCAGUCCAGCAAUCCCGUCCAGCCCCAGUUCAGCAGAGGCAACCCGCUCCCCAGGCUUCACGACAAUACUUGGCUCCUGCCCCAGCCCCAGUCCAGAGUUACCGCCCAGCACCCGCUCCAGUCCAGACCUAUAGGCCAGCCCCAGCUCCAGUUCAGAGCUACCAACCAGCCCCAGCUCCAGUUCAGAGCUACCAGCCAGCUCCAGCUCCAGUCCAGAGCUACCAGCCAGCUCCUGCUCCCGUCCAGAGCUACCAGCCAGCCCCAGCUCCAGUUCAGAGCUACCAGCCAGCCCCAGCUCCGGUCCAGAGUUACCAGCCAGCUCCUGCUCCCGUCCAGAGCUACCAGCCAGCCCCUGCUCCAGUCCAAAGCUACCAGCCAGCUCCAGCUCCCGUCCAGAGCUACCAGCCAGCCCCAGCUCCAGUCCAGAGUUACCAGCCAGCUCCUGCUCCAGUCCAGAGCUACCAGCCAGCCCCAGCACCCGUACAAGUUGAGGCAGCCCCGGCACCAGCUUAUGAGCAGCCCCAGGCAUCCAGCCAGUCCGCAGAAUACGAGACCAUCAGCUUCAGUCAAUCGGCACCACAGGUGCAAGACUCAGGCUUCAAUAGCCAGUCAUCAAGCCAAGGAUCCUCUCAACUCAUUGGAUCCAACGGCGGAUACGUUUACUAAAAAGCCCAGGGACUUGUACUUCUUCGCAAAGCCUUUGUCCGCUGCAAGUUUUUUUCUCUAAGCUCAGAUGAAAUGGAUUCAAGUAGCACAAAUUCUUUUUCUCGUUAAAUCAUGGACAUGAAUUAAUGAGAGGAAAAUUGGAGAGUUGAGACCUCAGAACACCCCCGAGGAGUGCCUCUUAUCGUGUCACAUCACGUGCCAUCCACAAUUUGGCUACAACUGAAUCCAUGAAUAAUGCCAACCAUUUGUUAGAAAAAAACUUGUCAUUUUUGUACCUAAAUAAAAUUCUUUUCUUACAAAAA
Diachasmimorpha longicaudata is the source of this 1649-nucleotide messenger RNA. RefSeq names its product skin secretory protein xP2-like. Lineage: Eukaryota; Metazoa; Arthropoda; Insecta; Hymenoptera; Braconidae. The transcript is spliced from 5 exons. The record is from RefSeq and is a predicted model, not a curated record. The coding region runs from base 163 to 1347 and encodes 394 amino acids.